Messenger RNA from Protopolystoma xenopodis, 362 nucleotides. The record is from the annotation of a GenBank genome assembly. NCBI's taxonomy places the organism in Eukaryota, Metazoa, Platyhelminthes, Monogenea, Polystomatidea, Polystomatidae.
AAAUGCUGGUAUUAUUCGCCCAUCAAAGAGUGCAUGGGCGUCCCCCCCUCAUUUGGUCCAUAAUAAAAGUAGGAACGAAAGGAGGCCCUGUGGCUGCAACGGUUCCAGAUAUAUAUCCUCUGCCACAUGUUACGGACAUUGCCUUAGCUCCAAAAGGCAGAUACAUUUUCUCUAAAAUCACAAAAAAGACAACCAUCAUCAUCUCUUUUGAUUUUUUCAGAUUUAACAUGAUCAGUUUUUGGCUUAUAAACGCUGCACAAACGUAUCAAAGACUAAUGGAUGAGGUUACUUGUGGUGUAGGAGUUUUUGUCUACACUGAUGAUAUACUAGCUGCUAAUGACAAUUUGGAACAACAAAAGUAG